AUGCCUCUAGACCAGUUAGGUUCGAAUAGACGAAGCAUAUGUAGGUCUAGGUCUGCAGCUGAUAGGGAUGACAGAGGUUGGACCCCGCUUCACAUUGGUGCCCGAAAAGGCGAUAUCAAGGAGGUAAAUAUUCUACUUUUGGAUAUAGGUAAUGUGAUUUUGUGGUUUAGCAAGCUGAGUUUGAAUGCUAUAAUGGAUCUAUGA
Ilex paraguariensis (yerba mate) is the source of this 204-nucleotide messenger RNA. NCBI's taxonomy places the organism in Eukaryota, Viridiplantae, Streptophyta, Magnoliopsida, Aquifoliales, Aquifoliaceae. The record is from the annotation of a GenBank genome assembly.